Molecule: messenger RNA, 1149 nt
Organism: Phyllotreta striolata
Lineage: Eukaryota; Metazoa; Arthropoda; Insecta; Coleoptera; Chrysomelidae
Source: the annotation of a GenBank genome assembly
AUGAAAUUGUUGCUGUUUUUCUGCGCACUGAGCUAUUUUCUACCCCCGGGAUUCGGAUCCGUCAACAGGUGCGGCACGCCGUUGUUGCAAAGAUGCUUCUGCGGUCUGCAAUUCAUAGAUAAUCUCUCUAAAUCGAUGUUCGUGGUCAAUUGCACGAACCUGGGAUUCACCAACGUCGAUAUGCUCAGCCAACUGACCGACGACACGGAAAUUCUGAUAUUCACCGGCAACCACCUCGGCACGCUGCCCAGCAACGUCUUCGGCGAGGACAGGAAUAUGACUAAAUUAAGGGUAAUCGACAUGAGCAACAACGGCAUCCACGACAUCAAGGGCAAGGCCUUCCACCACGUGGUGGGCGUGACGCGGCUGAUCCUCAACCACAACAACAUCUCGAUCGCCUCGGAGGAGGAGCGGAACUUCCACCAUCCGAGGGUGUUCUCGAACUUCUUCAACUUGGAGGAGCUGCACCUGACGAACGCCUUCACCGACAACGCGGGCGCCGCCCUGGCCGACGAUCUGCACGACAUCUUCGUCAACAGCAACCUCACCAAGCUCUACAAGCUGCACCUCGAGUGGAACGAGAUCAGGAACUUCAAGGACCAGAGGGUGUUUUGCGAUUUGCCCAACUUGCACGAUAUUUACUUGGGCGAUAAUUACAUUCCGAGUUUGAAUUUCAACGUGACGUGCUUGCCCAAACUGCGCUACCUGGAUUUGGAGAGCAACAACAUCACCAAGUUCACGCAAAGCGAUCUGGAUCGCUUGGAUGUUCUGGCGUAUCCUAACAGGAAGGACAAUCUCACGUUGAACAUCGGCUCGAAUCCUUUCCGAUGCGAUACUGCCAUCAAAAAUCUCUACAACUGGUUGCACAAAACCAAUGUAAUGGUUAAAAAUAGGGACACCUUGCAAUGCCACCAGACCAAAUACGGCACCAAGUACAUCAUGAAUUUGAAGAACCUAGCGGAAUUGAAGCACGCCAAAAUCUCCCAAGCCCUGACGGUGCUUCUGGUGAUACUGGUGCUGAUAUUGGUGACGCUCCUGGGGGCCUAUGGGUACCUGAAGAAGGACAGCAUGAGAGGGAAAUUCGGGCCUUUCCUGGAGGCCGUCAGCAGGAAGGUGCAGUACAACAGAAUAGACUCGCAGGACGUGUGA